This is a messenger RNA of Salvia miltiorrhiza (redroot sage), 1644 nucleotides long. RefSeq lists its product as uncharacterized. The record is from RefSeq and is a predicted model, not a curated record. Lineage: Eukaryota; Viridiplantae; Streptophyta; Magnoliopsida; Lamiales; Lamiaceae. Gene Ontology annotation, molecular function: methyltransferase activity. The coding region runs from base 333 to 1412 and encodes 359 amino acids. The transcript has 9 exons.
UUGCUGCAACACAAAAGUUACAUUAACAAGUCCCAGUAGUGAGUAUGCAGAGCAGUUGAUGCAUAACCACGAUUAUCACAAUUAAUACAAUCAUUUACUACUAUCAUUUGAUUUUUCUUUAUUGGAUCGUUUUCUUAUUUUCCUUUAAUUUGUGUAUCCCGCCGGCACAGCCCUUUUUUAUACACAGAACCUACGUUCAUCACCCCUUUCCCUUCUAUUUCAAAUAUUAAUUUUCUUAACCUUCAUUUCUAUCUCUUAAUUCUGUUUCUCUGAAUCUCAAACCCGUAGAGCCCUAGAUUGUGGUGGUGGUGUUUGUAAUUGGCGUGCGAUACAUGAUGCUGCUUCGCCUUUGCCAUUCAAUGGCAGUACCUUUCCCCAUACAUCUACGGCGAGCGGCGUCGCCGUGGCUCUGCCGCUCUCCUUCAUAUCAUUUCCUAUUCUCCGUCUCUGCACAUCGUCAGACCACCAUUUCCGCCCUUCCCUUCUCAUCCUGCAAUCAUCAACUAUCUUCUUCCUCCGACCUCGCGGAUGAUAUCCCCUCUAAACAAGGUCCUUUAAAGCCAGGAUUGUAUCUUGUUGGCACGCCGAUCGGGAAUCUUGAAGAUAUAACUAUAAGAGCCUUAAGAGUUCUGAAAUCUGCUGAUGUCAUACUUUCGGAGGAUACAAGGCAUUCAGGAAAGUUGCUUAUGUAUUAUAGCAUUAGAACUCCACUUUUAAGCUAUCACAAAUUCAAUGAGUCUCAACGAGAACAAGUUGUGCUGAAGAGAUUACUAGGUGGAGAAAUUGUGGCACUGAUAAGUGAUGCUGGGAUGCCAGGAAUCAGUGAUCCUGGUAUGGAGCUGGCCAAGUUGUGCAUAGACAAAAAUAUACCUGUCAUUCCUGUCCCUGGUCCAUCUGCUGUGGUAGCAGCUCUUUCUGCAUCUGGUUUGCCAACUAAUGAGUUCACAUUUGUUGGCUUUCUCCCUAAACAUGCCACUACAAGAAGAGAGAGGCUCAUGGUUUCUGCUAAUAGUGCAACCACUCAGGUCUUUUUUGUUCCUCCUCAUAAGCUCAGUCAGUUUCUAGAGGAGUCAUCUUCUAUCUUUGGAAACUCAAGGCGUUGUGUCAUUGCUCGGGAGAUGACCAAACUACAUGAAGAAUUCUGGAGGGGUACUCUAGAGGAAGCCAACGAAGCAUUCUCAACCCACCAACCAAAGGGUGAAAUCACACUGAUGAUUGAAGGGAUGAUAAGCGAGGAUGACCAACUCUCCAAUUCUCAACUGGAAAACAAGUUGGGAGAAUUAAUUUCCAAAGGACAUAGUCUAUCCACGGCAGUCAAAGUGGUGGCAUCUAGCACAUCUAUGAAAAGAAAAGCAAUAUAUUCUCUAGCGCUUGAGAAAUAUGGGAACCAAUGUUCAGAAGAGAAAAAUUGAUGUAAGAUGGUGAGUCCUCAGGUGACUUUUAAAAGAAGUGCUAAUUUGUUUCUAGGAAUGUUUUAUGAUAUUGAGAGGAUUCCAUUGCCUGUCUAGAACCCAUGCCUAGCUGAUUUGCUGUCCUUUAUAAAUGCGUUACUUGAGAGAGUAGUUGGCUCUCGAAUUACUGGCUUCAGGAAACAAGAUGACACAUAUGGACUAUAAUCUCAAUUCCUUUGUCAAUUACUAACAA